AUGGCAGAGGAAGGGUCUCCAGGCUGGGAGGGCCAGCACCAUCACAGGCUCCAGGAGGAAUCGCUGCCCACUAUUGCAGUGUGCAGUCCCAAGGAAAGUUGGGGCAGCAACUACCAUCAGAGAGGGGUCCUGGACUCUAGCAGUGCUAAAGUCUUGCCCUUUAAGGGGAAGAACACAGCCCGAAGACAGUAUUAUCCAUCUGGGGGACUACAUAGACCCUUGGGGAAGCUACAGCUCAUUGAAAAGUACCUUUGCCUCACUUGGACCAUGGCUGCUGCACCAGGUUGGAAGCAGCUCCUACCAGCCAGGAGAAGAGAGGAUGAGGAUGCUGCUGGGGAUGCAGAGCUGGCUGAGAGGGACCAAGUGGCCCAGAAACCAGUCCAGCAAAGGGGAUUGUCGGAUAGAUUCCAUAACUCGCCAGAGGCAGUGUGCAGUCCCAAGGAAAGUUGGGGCAGCAACUACCAUCAGAGAGGGGUCCUGGACUCUAGCAGUGCUAAAGUCUUGCCCUUUAAGGGGAAGAACACAGCCCGAAGACAGUAUUAUCCAUCUGGGGGACUACAUAGACCCUUGGGGAAGCUACAGCUCAUUGAAAAGUACCUUUGCCUCACUUGGACCAUGGCUGCUGCACCAGGUUGGAAGCAGCUCCUACCAGCCAGGAGAAGAGAGGAUGAGGAUGCUGCUGGGGAUGCAGAGCUGGCUGAGAGGGACCAAGUGGCCCAGAAACCAGUCCAGCAAAGGGGAUUGUCGGAUAGAUUCCAUAACUCGCCAGAGCAGCAGCAGCAGCAGCAGCAGCAGCAGCAGCAGCAGCAGCAGCAGCAGCAGCAGCAGCAGCAGCAGCAGCAGCAGCAGCAGCAGCAGGAAGACGAAGGUACCAACAAGCAGCUCACUGAUCAGAGGCCACCUGUGGGUCAGGUUCAUAUUUCAAGGGGUGUAGAAACCCAAGAGAAGAGACCUGGCCCAGCAGAGCCUGAGGAACAGUCUGCUAUAAGAGAGUCAAGAGAACAGAGGCUGAGCCUGGAGGAGGCUGGAAAGAGGAGGCUGGGGCAGCUGAAUUGAGUGCAAAGCCUUAGGCUUGCAGAAGCUUUGGAAUGGAGGCUAAACCUAAGGGAGGCUGAGGAGGAGAGUCCAAAACUAUCAGAGUCACGGCAAUGGGAGAAAGGCUUUGGGGAAGCUGGAGAACAAAGUGUGAAUCCAGUAGAACCUCAAGAACAGACUUCUGGGGGCUCUGAAAUGGGAGAAUGUAGACUGAGCCUCGAAGAAGAAGGCAAAGGGAGCUCAGGGGAAUCUGGGACAGAACAGAGACUAAUGCAGAGGAAAUCCAGGGAGAACUCAGGCCUUUUGGAGACACAGAUGUGGAGCUCAGAGGUAAUAGAGGCAGCAGAAAUGAGACUGAACCCAGGAGAGGAUGUGGAGAAGAGUUCUAGACAGCUGGAAGCACAGAAAUGGAGCCUGAACUCUGGGAAAGCUCUAGAUUGGAGCCUUGGGAGAUCAGAGGCUCCAGAACAGAAGCCAGUGCCUUCUGACUCUGGAGAUGACAAGUUGGACUUGCUUGGGGCAGAGGCUGGAGAAGGGAGGACAGAGGCUUCUGAAGAGGAAGCUGGAGAUGAGGGCAGGCUGGUGAGCUCCCUUAGAAGCUACUGCUCUGUGACCACCCCCCUCCCAGCCAAGAAAGUUGGACCCAGAGCCUCAAAGCCUCAGCACUCCCUGCUUCCCUCAGUAUCUUCCCUACCUCUUGCCCCAGCACCUCUUCAAUCCACAGAGAACCAGCUGAGGAGUCUUAUGUUCUGUGAGGUGAAAUCUGGGGCUAGGGUAGGAACCUCCCACCACAAUAGACACACCUUCACAGUUAAGCCGAGGUGCCCUAGGCCCCCUGUAACCCCUGUCCCACCUGAACCCCAAGUGCCUGACCCUGGGAAGAAGAAGUACCCCACUGCUAAGGAGAUAGAGGUGAUUGGGGGCUACCUCCAUCUCAGCCGAAGCUGCCUGGCCAAGAAGUCCUCUGAGAGAUGCCACAAACACCUCAAAAUUUCCUUUAAUGAGUCAGCCCUGGAGACCACCUAUUAUUACCCUUCUGAGAGGUCCGCAGUGUGCAGUCCCAAGGAAAGUUGGGGCAGCAACUACCAUCAGAGAGGGGUCCUGGACUCUAGCAGUGCUAAAGUCUUGCCCUUUAAGGGGAAGAACACAGCCCGAAGACAGUAUUAUCCAUCUGGAGGACUGCAUAGACCCUUGGGGAAGCUACAGCUCAUUGAAAAGCAGUUGUCUCCCCCUUUCUAG
Molecule: messenger RNA, 2274 nt
Organism: Dromiciops gliroides (monito del monte)
Lineage: Eukaryota; Metazoa; Chordata; Mammalia; Microbiotheria; Microbiotheriidae
Product: phostensin-like
Molecular function (GO): phosphatase binding
Source: RefSeq, a predicted model, not a curated record